GCCACCAUGAUUUCAGCCAACCGAUGAUGGAAGAGAAGGAAGGCAGGAGCUCCCCAGAUUUGCCUCCUCUGGACAAUGGAUGGAGGACAGGUUGUCCCUUCACCCCUGGCGCCCCUUGGGAAUGUGUCAGUGGAUUCUAGCAUGUCUCUGGAACAAAAAACAACAUUUGUCUUUGUGGUUUUGUUGUUCGUUUUCUUGGGCAUCCUCAUUGUCCGGUGCUUCCGGAUUCUCCUGGACCCGUAUCGGAGCAUGCCGACCUCAACUUGGGCCGAUGGGCUCGAAGGCCUAGAAAAGGGGCAGUUCGACCAUGCCCUUGCCUGACUACCGAGCAGUGUCUCCUCCAGAGAAAGCAAAGCGUAUUUCCUGUUAGCAUGAAGAUGCCCUUUGUGGAUGUUCUUAACAAAUCACCUUUGACAAUAUCUAAUCUUAAAACCACAACGCAUUACUCCAUAAACACAAAGUUGUGUUAUGAAUGUCUUAUUGGAGGAUGGUGGAAAAGUUUAUCUUAUCAACCAAAAAAAGCCAAAUGACAAUGUAAAUGUCUAUUUAGUCAGUGAGUGACUACUGUGGAAUGUGUGAUUGUAAAAGCCAAGGGUAUCAUCAGGACAUUGAGUUUACCAUACACCAAAGCACAAGCUAAUCUUAUCAGACAAGAAAGGAUUUAGAAAGGAGCUGAUUCCAAUCUGGUGACUGUCAUGAAAUGGCUGCCCCGCUCUGCUCAGGCCUCUCUAUUUGCUCAAUUGAUCUCAUGGGCAUCUGAGUCUUGUCCUAGGCAGCAUGAGAAAGAGGCCUUAGAGUACUUGAGGCAGGUACUUGUUUCUGUCCAAAGAGAGGAGUACUGGAAGCAGAGGGAGGCUUAGAAGAGAUGGUUCUGAUCUUGGCAGAUAAAAGUGAGCAUGGUAUCAUUUUAAUGCUCAGGCAAAACAUACAGAGCUUUCAAAACUUACCAGACCUUAGCAGUCCUAUUACAUUUUCUGUUCUCAUGUGAAUACCACAUG
Molecule: messenger RNA, 998 nt
Organism: Perognathus longimembris pacificus (Pacific pocket mouse)
Lineage: Eukaryota; Metazoa; Chordata; Mammalia; Rodentia; Heteromyidae
Gene: Ctxn3
Product: cortexin 3
Exons: 1
Coding region: 76-321 (81 amino acids)
Source: RefSeq, a predicted model, not a curated record